Molecule: messenger RNA, 369 nt
Organism: Endocarpon pusillum Z07020
Lineage: Eukaryota; Fungi; Ascomycota; Eurotiomycetes; Verrucariales; Verrucariaceae
Product: Vacuolar transporter chaperone 1
Exons: 1
Coding region: 1-369 (122 amino acids)
Cellular component (GO): vacuolar transporter chaperone complex; fungal-type vacuole membrane
Source: RefSeq, a predicted model, not a curated record
AUGCAUAUAGGAAAGCGCAUCGCGCUCCCCACCCGUGUUGAACCCAAAGUCUUCUUCGCCAAUGAACGCACCUUCCUCUCCUGGCUCAACUUCACCGUGAUCCUCGGCGGUCUUGCUGUCGGCCUCCUCAACUUCGGCGACGCCGUCGGUCGUAUCUCCGCUGGUUUGUUUACGCUGGUGGCCAUGGGCGCCAUGAUCUACGCGCUGGUGACCUUUCAUUGGAGGGCCAAGAGUAUCAGACAGAGGGGCCAGGGCGGGUUUGAUGAUCGGUACGGGCCCAGUGUGUUGGCAGUUGCGUUGCUAGGGGCGGUGAUUGUCAACUUUGUGUUGAGAGUCACGAAUGUUGGGAAUACAAAGGAGAAGAGCUGA